Molecule: messenger RNA, 3402 nt
Organism: Thermochaetoides thermophila DSM 1495
Lineage: Eukaryota; Fungi; Ascomycota; Sordariomycetes; Sordariales; Chaetomiaceae
Product: P-type ATPase-like protein
Exons: 5
Coding region: 1-3402 (1133 amino acids)
Biological process (GO): intracellular calcium ion homeostasis; calcium ion transmembrane transport
Cellular component (GO): plasma membrane
Molecular function (GO): P-type calcium transporter activity; ATP binding; ATP hydrolysis activity
Source: RefSeq, a predicted model, not a curated record
AUGGGGACAGAGAACGACCUUGACGUCGAGGCGCAGACGGAGCCUCCUAUAUGUGGCCCAAAGUCGAAGAGUUCUAUAGCCUUUACAAUCUCUCCAUCGCCGACCCCUGCCGGCACCUUCGUGAAUGCCACGGUCGGGCCCGAUGCCGAUGCUGAACCUGGUGCUGCUGCCGCUACCGAUACCGAUGCCGAUGCCACUCCUAUCACUGUAGGCACGGGCCGUGCUUCGCUCGCGAGCACCGUUGACACUGUCGCCGCCACAGCUCCCUCUUUCUUCCCAGAAAUCGCUCAUACGCUAUCUGUGCCCGAUGUGUGCGCUCUUCUCGAUACUGAUGCCGAUGCUGGUCUGGGUGUAAUUGAGGCUCCCCCACCCUACGACUUGCUGGAUCCACUAUCCGAUCUCGAUCUCGCAUCGGUGACCUCACUACGAAUUACCGACGCUCAACAUCACCACCAAUGCAUUGCUGACCAGUACAGAAAUGGACUCAACCCUGCCGAGGCUGGCCGUCGCCUUCAGUGGCAUGGCCUCAACAAGGUUGAGGGAGCUAAAGGGCUAUCCCCGCUCACGAUACUCAUAAGACAAGUGAGCAACAGCUUAACUCUUGUCCUUGUAAUGACCAUGAUUCUUUCGUUCGCCAUCAGUGACCACAUUGAGGGCGGCGUCAUUGCAGCAGUCAUCCUGCUGAACAUCGUGGUCGGAUUUUUCCAAGACUACCGUGCGGAGCAGACAAUCCAGGCGCUCUAUGCGUUGUCUGCCCCUACGUGCAAGGUUAUCCGGGAUGGUAAGGCCGAGACGAUCAAGGCAGAGACCUUAGUUCCAGGCGACCUGGUUCGCUUGAAUGUUGGAGACAUCGUUCCAGCCGAUCUUCGUCUCGUACAUAGUAUUAACCUGUCCACGGAUGAUGCUCUGCUCACGGGCGAGUCCGUACCCGUCAGCAAGCAUGCCGAGAUUAUCCUUAAGGACCGCGACGUCCCGCUGGGCGAUCGCGCCAACAUGGUUUACUCGGCUAGUACCGUCACGCGAGGCCGUGCCACUGGCAUUGUGGUCGCUACUGGCAUGAUGACUGAGGUCGGCAAAAUUGCGGCUAUGCUGAAGAGAAGCUCCGGUAAGACGGCCGACGUGGACUCCGGCCGUGUCCAGGAGGCUUGGAUCCGGUUCCGCAACGGACUGCGCGUUCUGCUGGGCCUGGACGGCACCCCGAUGCAGGUCUCCUUGAGCAAAUUUGCUCUACUCCUUUUUGCCCUGGCUAUCACAUUGGCCAUCAUCGUCUUCUCCGUCAGUCGCUGGAAGGUGACGAGUGAGGUGCUCAUCUACGGCAUCUGCGUGGCUGUUGCCGUGAUCCCAGAGUCUCUAAUCGCUGUCCUUACCAUUGCUACCGCACUCGGCACUCGUGCUAUGGCUAAGGGCAACGUCAUAAUUCGCAAGCUGGCUUCCCUCGAGGCUGUUGGCGGCGUGACCAACAUUUGCUCCGAUAAGACGGGCACGCUGACCCAAGGUAAGAUGGUUGCCAAGCAACUCUGGCUUGCCGACGGCACAGAGAUGUCCAUCCGGAACACCACUCAUCCCUUCGACCCCACGAGCGGAAGCGUUCAUGUGGGUGAUGAGAUUUACAAUUGGGGCAUCUUUGACAAGACGAAGGCCUCCUUGUUGACGGCAUUUCUUAAGACAGUUGCUCUUUGUAACAACUCUCUAGUCACUAAGACUGAAUCAGCCUACACCGCUGUUGGCGAACCCACCGAGAUUGCCUUGCAGGUUCUGGCCAUGCGUUUGGGCAUGGGGAAGCCAACGCUAUUGGAGCCUGGCAAUCGCCAGCUCCUUGCCGAAUACCCCUUCGAUUCGUCCUGCAAGAUGAUGACAGUCGUCUACACGGAUGAACAAGGGGCUUACGCAUACACCAAAGGUGCUCUCGAGGCCAUCCUUCCUCUCUUGGAUGCCUCUGAUGAGCUGAAGGCACAAGCCGUAACCAGAGCCGAGGCGUUGGCUGCCGAGGGCCUCCGUGUUCUCUGUGUCGCCCAGAAGAUGGUCGAUCCUCGAGACUUUGGUCUUGUAUCUGAUAAUGCGGACACAGAAAAGGUUUCACCAAUCAUCAAGACGGCUACCCCUGAACGUUCAGCGGUCGAAAGAGGCCUUACGUUCCUCGGCUUGGCUGGUCUUUACGAUCCUCCAAGGCCCGAGACAGCUGGAGCCAUUAGAAAGUGCAAGGACGCUGGCAUCCAGGUACACAUGCUCACCGGCGACCACGUCAAGACCGCUACCGCCAUAGCCUACGAAAUCGGCAUCCUCAAAAAAGGCGCUCUAAUUGGACCCAACGACGUCAUGUUAGCCACCGCCUUCGACAAUCUUACUGAUGCCGAGAUCGACGCAAUGGACCAUCUGCCCUUGGUACUUGCUCGGUGCAGUCCGACGACCAAGGUCCGCAUGGUUGAAGCUCUUCAUCGGCGCAAGGCGUUUUGUGUCAUGACCGGAGACGGCGUGAACGAUUCGCCGGCGCUGAAGAAAUCUGAUGUCGGUAUUGCUAUGGGUCUGAAUGGUAGUGAUGUCGCCAAAGAGGCGGCAGAUAUGGUGUUGACGGACGAUAACUUUGCGUCUAUCGUUAGGGCUAUUGAGGAGGGCAGGCGUCUGUUUGACAAUAUCCAGAAGUUCCUACUUCACCUCCUAGUCUCCAACAUCGCCCAAGUCUUCCUGCUCCUCAUCGGCCUCGCUUUCAAAGACCCCCAUGGUAUCUCCGUCUUCCCUCUAUCUCCUCUCGAAAUCCUCUGGGCCAACCUCGUCACAUCAUCUUUCCUGGCCCUUGGCCUCGGUCUUGAAGAGGCCCAGCCAGAUAUCAUGCAGCGCCCUCCCCAUGACCUAUCCAUCGGCGUCUUCAACCGCGAACUCAUCGUCGACAAGUUUGUCUACGGCACCGCCAUGGGCGGUCUGUGCCUCGCCGCCUUCACCAGUGUCGCCUACGGUGUCUCUCGUAACGAGGGUCUAGGCUUGGGCUGCAACGAGGACUUUGCCCUGGGAUGUUUGGUCGCAUUUCGUGCGCGGGCGACCACAUUCGCUACGCUCACGUUCCUCUUGCUUGUCACGGCCUGGGAGGCGAAGCAUUUCACCCGGUCGCUGUUUAACAUGCACCCAGAACGGUACUCGGGAGGUGUUCUGUCAUUGUGCAGGACCGUUUGGCAAAAUAAAUUCCUUUUCGGCGCUGUCACGGCCGGAGUCGUCAUAGUGUUUCCGGUGAUUUAUUUGCCCGUGGUGAACAGGGCUGUGUUCAAGCACGACGCUAUUACGUGGGAAUGGGGGAUUGUGUCUGCGUGUGUGGCGGUGUAUAUGGCUAUUGUGGAGGUCUGGAAGGCCCUUAAAAGGAGGUUUGGCUUGGGUACUACUGUCUUGAAGGGCAGGCUUGAGAGUGAGGUGUGA